AACGAAUUCAAUCAAGCAAAUUUCAACUUUAUUAUCACUAAAAAGCAACCCAGUACACAUCAGAUUCCCGUAACACGUACUAUUGUUUUUAUCUUGAGUAUUUAUAGUCCUGUAUCUAAAUAUUUAAUAGCUUCAUUGAUAUUAAAAAAACACAGUUGUAGAAUAAAAAGCGUGGUGCAAAGGUCACCAUCAUUGCUUGCGCUCUCAUCUUGAACAAAUUAAUUCAAUCAUCAAAAGUUACUUAAUAGGCACUAAAAUCAAUUAUAAAAUGUCUUUAAAAUUAUAUUGUGAUCUUAUGUCGCAACCCUCAAGGGCUUUAUACAUAUUAUUGAAAUCAAUAAAGUGUGAUUUUGAGGUGAAAUUCGUUAAUUUACGUGAAGCUGAACAUUAUUCGGAGGAGUUUAGUGAAAUUAAUAGGUUUCAGCGGGUUCCAGUAAUAGAUCACAAUGGAUUUAUUUUAACUGAAAGUGUUGCCAUUCUCAAGUACCUGUCCAGAGAGAAUAUAAUACCAGAGAGUUUGUACCCAAAGGAGUCUAAAGCUCAGGCUCGAGUGGAAGAGUUUCUGGAGUGGCAACAUGCAGGACUGAGGCUGCACUGUGCCAUGUACUUUAGAGUUAAAUAUUUAAACCCAAUAAUGUUUGGGAAGCCAGUGGAUGCCAAGAGUCUGGUUGGAUAUGAGAGUCGCAUGGUGUCUGCACUGACUGAUUUCAACACCAAAUGGCUUGGUAGAGGCACCGAUUUUAUUAAUGGCAACACUCCCACUGUUGCCGACUUGUUAGCCGCUUGUGAAUUGGAACAGCCUCGAAUGAGUGGUUAUGAUCCAUGUGAGAAUUUUGCGAACAUUGCAGUAUGGUUUAAGAAAGUUCGAGAACACUUCAACCCCUACUAUGGCGAGGGACACGUGAUAGUCAACAAAAUAAUUAAGAAAAAUUCUAAAGUAGCUUCUAAGGUUUAAAAUGUUAGCACUAAGUAAAUAUGUACAUAGGGAUAUAUUCGUUAUUUCAGUGAUUUAUAAAGUUAUAAAAGACAUACGCAUUUAUUUUUUUACUUCUGUGUAUGUUUACAAUAAUUUUUCGAUUUUACUAUUAUUUCAUUUAAUCAAUUUUUAAAGUUGUUAUCAUAUUGUGCGUUUCAGUCAGUUUUUUCCUUAACUAUUAUUAUAUGACGAACUCAGGUGCUUAGAAUUUUACUCAUAGUUUAAUGGCACAAAGUGCAUUUUUAAUUUUUAUGGGGAUAUCUAAAACUUUGGUAUGAAUUUGUGAUGGUGUAUGAUAUUAGUGAAAUAAAAUUUUAUGCCAUUUCUUUAAAAA
Molecule: messenger RNA, 1310 nt
Organism: Helicoverpa zea (corn earworm)
Lineage: Eukaryota; Metazoa; Arthropoda; Insecta; Lepidoptera; Noctuidae
Gene: GSTt1
Product: glutathione S-transferase theta-1
Exons: 5
Coding region: 269-955 (228 amino acids)
Biological process (GO): glutathione metabolic process
Cellular component (GO): cytoplasm
Molecular function (GO): glutathione transferase activity
Source: RefSeq, a predicted model, not a curated record